This is a messenger RNA of Capsicum annuum, 1771 nucleotides long. RefSeq names its product actin-7. Bases 208 to 1341 code for a protein of 377 amino acids. The record is from RefSeq and is a predicted model, not a curated record. Gene Ontology annotation, biological process: cell division. Gene Ontology annotation, cellular component: cytosol; plasmodesma; plasma membrane. NCBI's taxonomy places the organism in Eukaryota, Viridiplantae, Streptophyta, Magnoliopsida, Solanales, Solanaceae. The transcript has 5 exons.
GUUCGCCUCUGCUGCCAAGCCUCUUCUGUAUAUAUAUAUAUAUAUAUAUAUAUAUAUAUAUAUAUAUAUAUUCUAUAAAGUAGCUCAUUGAUUCUCUAUCAUCUUCCUCCAGACUGUAGAGAGAGAAAGUAAGCAAGCCGGCCGCAAGUCAUCAUCAGUUGUCUUUGCUUUUCAGAUCCAUCUUCAUUUCGUUUUCGUUGAUUUAAAAUGGCUGACGGUGAGGAUAUUCAGCCCCUUGUUUGUGACAAUGGAACUGGAAUGGUUAAGGCAGGAUUUGCUGGUGAUGAUGCUCCUCGAGCAGUGUUUCCCAGUAUUGUGGGUCGUCCCCGUCACACUGGUGUUAUGGUCGGAAUGGGACAGAAGGAUGCCUAUGUGGGUGAUGAAGCUCAAUCUAAGAGAGGUAUCUUGACCUUGAAAUAUCCCAUUGAGCAUGGUAUUGUUAGCAAUUGGGAUGAUAUGGAGAAGAUAUGGCAUCACACUUUUUACAAUGAGCUUCGAGUUGCUCCUGAAGAACACCCUGUUCUCCUAACGGAGGCACCCCUUAAUCCUAAGGCCAACAGAGAGAAGAUGACCCAGAUUAUGUUUGAGACGUUUAACGUUCCAGCUAUGUAUGUUGCUAUCCAGGCCGUGCUUUCGUUGUAUGCUAGCGGUCGUACCACUGGUAUUGUGUUGGACUCUGGUGAUGGUGUGAGUCACACUGUCCCUAUAUAUGAAGGUUAUGCUUUACCACAUGCAAUUCUUCGUUUGGACCUUGCUGGUCGUGACCUUACUGAUAGCUUGAUGAAGAUCCUCACUGAGAGAGGUUACAUGUUCACCACCACUGCUGAACGCGAAAUUGUCCGUGAUAUGAAGGAAAAGCUUGCUUAUGUGGCUCUUGACUACGAGCAGGAACUUGAAACCGCUAGGAGCAGUUCCUCCAUUGAAAAGAACUAUGAGUUGCCAGAUGGACAGGUUAUUACCAUUGGUGCUGAGAGGUUCCGUUGCCCGGAGGUUCUCUUCCAACCAUCAAUGAUUGGAAUGGAAGCUGCGGGUAUCCAUGAGACUACCUACAACUCCAUCAUGAAAUGUGAUGUAGAUAUUAGGAAGGACCUCUAUGGUAACAUUGUUCUCAGUGGUGGCUCCACCAUGUUCCCUGGUAUUGCUGAUCGGAUGAGCAAGGAAAUCACUGCUUUGGCUCCAAGCAGCAUGAAAAUUAAGGUUGUUGCACCACCUGAGAGGAAGUACAGUGUCUGGAUUGGAGGAUCCAUUCUUGCAUCCCUCAGCACGUUCCAGCAGAUGUGGAUCUCAAAGGGCGAGUAUGAUGAGUCUGGUCCUUCCAUUGUCCACAGGAAGUGCUUCUAAGAUGGUGCUUUAUAUUUACUUAUAGUGCGAGUUUCCUGUUUGUUUUCCCAGUUUUGCUAUUAUGUCCCCAGUGAAUUUGGUUUUGCUGGGAUGGAGAAGUUUGGUGGUGGGGCUAUGAAUGCAGGGCAACAAACAACAAAUAGCCAGUAUUAUCUCAUGUUUCCAUUUAUGUGGUUAAUGUUCUCUACAUACUUGUGAGGUGCUCUCAUGCAUUGCCCUUUUCUGUCUGGGUACACCAUCCCUUGAUCAAAGUCGCUUUUUUAGGUUGUGUUAGUUGGAGGAGGGUGAUUUUGUUUUUUUUUCCUUGUCUUUUCUGUCAUUUUCUCCUUUUAUCUGAUUUCGCUCUUUUGUGGUUCCUUUUUUUUCUUGGAAACAAUAAUGUCAAUAUUUGUUGAAUGAGAAAAUUCCUAUUAUCAGUUUGAGGGAAUCA